UAUUCGCAUCAGUCGAGCGGUCAAGUCAACGCGUUCGUCAUACCGGUCCCACUUUCCCUAGCAAUUGCACGAUGGGGGUCAUUAUAUCCAGAUUUCGGAAAGAGAAAAGCACUUACCAGAAAUUGGAAGAACUGGAGGAAAAAAUUAAAAGUCUCGAAGCCUACACAAUCAGCACCCAGGAGCGGCGGAAACGUUUCGUUGGCCGGUUUCUAGUUACCUCGAUCGUGCUGUACAUCGUUGGAUCGUUGAUCUUUUACUUCAUAUUUUUCCCACCAACGUGGAACGAACGGAUCGUCUACUCCGUUCCACUGCUCAUCUGUCCUAUACUCAUUUUCGUCCUAAAACGGGUGCUAGCAUGGCAUUACGAACGAAAGCUACGCCUAAACGCGAACAAGCUGAAGGAUCUUCGCACCGACAAGAAAAAAAUCCUGGAAAAUGUGAUGGAAAAGGAAACGUACAAAGUGGCGGUAGAAAUUUUAGACAAAUUCGGUGAAAAAUCGCACCGAAUUCAAACGCAAGCGUUUAACGCAUCCCUUACACCACUGCGUGCCCCAAAACCGAUGCCCGUCGGUCAACCGGCCCCGCGCAUGCCGACACCAAACGUGCCCCAACGGCAGAUAUCUCCUCCCUCGAUGGCGGUACAUGCAGCGACACCAAUGACACCCCAAAUGCGACCAUCCGGUCCCAUCCACACACCACAAACGGCACCAGGGCUGAUGAUAAGGCCAAUGCCGCAAUAUCACCAGCAAAGCCCAAUGUUCGGUGCGCGGAUGAAUAAUUCGGCGUACAGAAGAACUCCGUUCCCGAUCAUCAACCAAAGCGAGAAGGGCGUGUUAGAGAAGAUGGUCGAUUAUUUGGUGGGCGAUGGACCGACUAAUCGGUUUGCGAUGAUUUGCGGCGAAUGUUGCAUGCAUAACGGAAUGGUUCUUAAGGAAGAGUACGAAUACACUGCUUUCCGGUGUGCUUUUUGUAAUGCAUUGAAUCCGUCGAAAAAGCAACGCCCUGUCGCACCACUACUCCCCUACGAACAGAACCAGCUUGACAGACUUUCCCAAAAGUCCGACACAAGCCCCGAAUCGGAAGGGGAUGAAGAUGGGGAAGAGGAACGUUCCUCCGCUGGGUCGUCGCAAUCUGGCGAACCACGAAGCCCGGGCGUUGGAGAGGAAGAACCAUUUGAGCCAGAGCAGGAUGUUAAGGAAGAAGAGAUGCUGCGCAACAUUGCAAACAGUGAAGCAGCAGAAAAAUCGUCCGACGUCGCCGCAACCGCAGACGAUGGUGUUGAAGAAUCGACCCCAAACGACGACGCCAGAGGGACGACAGCGGCCAGCAACCCCGACCGUACCGAAGUGCCAAGUAGACCGGAAACCGUGGGGUCGAAAAAAGUGGACUGAACCUAUUUUAUUACUUUCUCAGAUCAAAUUGUUGCGCGGAUUUGUUUUUCCUCUCUUUUUCUACACAUAUUGAU
Molecule: messenger RNA, 1465 nt
Organism: Anopheles maculipalpis
Lineage: Eukaryota; Metazoa; Arthropoda; Insecta; Diptera; Culicidae
Gene: Lnpk
Product: endoplasmic reticulum junction formation protein lunapark-B
Exons: 5
Coding region: 72-1391 (439 amino acids)
Biological process (GO): endoplasmic reticulum tubular network organization
Cellular component (GO): endoplasmic reticulum tubular network
Source: RefSeq, a predicted model, not a curated record